Messenger RNA from Oreochromis aureus, 996 nucleotides. Its product is annotated as FERM and PDZ domain-containing protein 2-like. The coding region runs from base 1 to 996 and encodes 331 amino acids. Lineage: Eukaryota; Metazoa; Chordata; Actinopteri; Cichliformes; Cichlidae. The transcript has 8 exons. The record is from RefSeq and is a predicted model, not a curated record.
AUGGAUAAACGUCCCAGUACAGACUCCCGCAGCAAGACGAGGCUACUACGGUUUCUUACCCCCUGUUCGAAGAGAGCCCGCAGUGUUAUGAUCAUUGUUGAGGAGCAGCCCCACAGCAGCAAGCUCCUGCCCACUGGCGUGGCCGAGAUCGUGCAUACGUGGAGUGUGUGCAGAAUGAGCAGCACGUUUGUAACAUUAGCUGAAGUACUGGAGGCACGAGGGGGACCUCUGCUGGAGGAGGAGGUCUGGUCCUUGCUGCUGGGCACUGCAGAGUCUUUAGUGGAUGUCUCUUAUAAGGGUCACAACAAUAUGUGCAGUAUCAUAAGCCCCACCUCCUUGCUGCUGUCAGCCACUGGUACCUUAGCAUUUAAGAACUGUGGCCUAUCAGAUGAGGUUUCCACAUUCGCCGCUCCAGAGAUGCUGCAGGGCCGUGCCAGCUCAACCAAACCUGCCACAGAGAGGAUGCUGGUGUAUUCACUGGGUAUGACUCUCUACUGGUCAGUUGAUUUUCACCUACCUCAAAAUCAGCCGGUUCAGUUGAGUGACCAUCUAAACAGCCUCCUCCUCAGCAUGUGUGAGGACCUGUCUCACCGCCGGGUAAACCUCAACUCCAUCCUGGAAGCCUGCGAAUCCCAGCUCAAAGCCUCCAUCCUGCUGCCCCCCGCCAAAGUCAUCAGGCAGCUGGUGGAGGAGGUUUUUCAUGAAUCAAUGGACCAGACGUCUCUGCCAGACAGCAAUGUCCCUCUGAGCGGCAGAAGUCUGAUGAUCAGAGAAAGACUUCAUGGAAAGAGAGGGCCAUUUUCAGACUUCAGCGAAGGAAGUGCUGAAGGUAGAAGAUACUCAACGGACUCUGACUCAAAGUCAGGGAGUUUACCUCAAAGACCAUGGAGACAAAGACCGAGAAGCUCUCCCACAUCGUUGUACCAAUCUUCUUUAGAAAGGCAUGUAUAUAUGCAUGCAUACAUGCACACCAUCACUAAAUCACCAAGAGUGUAG